UUUAAGGAUGACUUUUGCUUUGUUCCAGGGCCUUAAUUCUCUGGAUGAGGAUGACCCCAAUGUCCUGCUGGCUAUUCAGCUGUCUCUGCAGGAAUCUGGGCUGGUUAUGGAUGGUGAGACUCAGGAGAUCCUCAACAAUGAAGCCUCCAUGGGAGCGAUUGGCACCUCUCUGCCAUCCAGACUGGACCCUGUGCUGCCCAGUGUGGAGCUGCCUCGUGGUGCCUUGAGCAGCUCUGAGCUCCUGGAGCUGGGAGACAGCUUGAUGAGACUGGGAAACAUUACCAGUCAAUACACCCCUGAGCCCUUUGAUAACCUGCAUCCCUUCGACCCUCUCCUGGACAUGCAGAGGGACCCUGCAAUGCAGGACAAUGUAGAUGGGGGAGGUCUGUCAUCCCAAACUGGGGACGAUGCAGUGGGCCUCACCCAGCUGGAGUUGGAGGGCAUGGCCACUGUGGGUGUCUUGAACACAGAGCCUGACAACAGACAAGUUGACUGUAAUGCUGAUCCCAGUCAUCCUGAUGUACCUGAAUGUGAGUCUCUUCCUGACCUUCAACCACACAGCCCUGAGUGGGAGGAGCAAGUCCACCUGGUUUGAGAGCCUCCUGUAAUAUCUAUACCCACUAUCACACAGGAAAAUUAUCAACUGUGGCAGCAACUGAACAAAAAAAAUGUUUUGGGUAGCACAUUGGGAGAGAAACUGUUUUGAUUUAAAAUCUAAAGCAAAUUGUAUACUGCUGAAAUCAGAAAAAAAUGUAUACAUGUACUAGAUGUGGAUAAAAUAAUUAUUUGUAAAAAAAAAAAAAA
Anguilla anguilla (European eel) is the source of this 804-nucleotide messenger RNA. RefSeq names its product ankyrin repeat and IBR domain-containing protein 1-like. Bases 8 to 595 code for a protein of 195 amino acids. NCBI's taxonomy places the organism in Eukaryota, Metazoa, Chordata, Actinopteri, Anguilliformes, Anguillidae. The record is from RefSeq and is a predicted model, not a curated record. The transcript has 2 exons.